Hordeum vulgare subsp. vulgare (domesticated barley) is the source of this 513-nucleotide messenger RNA. RefSeq lists its product as uncharacterized. The transcript has a single exon. The annotation marks the transcript as partial. The record is from RefSeq and is a predicted model, not a curated record. NCBI's taxonomy places the organism in Eukaryota, Viridiplantae, Streptophyta, Magnoliopsida, Poales, Poaceae.
CUGGGCUGGAAAAGGAGAAAGUUUGAGAUACCUAUUCUGCACAACUCCAAAAGACGUGAAAAUCAGCAAGGAAUUAUUUUGGAAUAUAUAAAAAAUACUGGGUGGAAGAAAUACUGGAGGAGAGCCACCAGGAGGUCACGAGCCUGCCAUGUGCGCCUGGGGGGCUCGUGGGGCCCCUGUUAUCCCUCCGGCUCCCAUCUUCUGCUAUAUAGAGGGUUUUGUCCCAGAAGAAACCAAGAGAGAGAUUUCGGGAAGAAACACCGCCACCACGAGGCGGAACUUGAGCAGAACCAAUCUAGAGCUCCGGUAGGGCCGUCCUGUGGGGGAAACUUCCCUCCCGGAGGUGGAAAUCGACGCCAUCGUCAUCACCAACACUCCUCUCAUCGUAGGGGACACAUCUCCAUCAUCACCAUCUCAUCUCCAAACCCUAGUUCAUCUCUUGUACCCAAUCUCCGUCUCCCGACUUCGAUUGGUACUUCUAAGUUUGCUAGUAGUGUUAAUUACUCCUUGUAG